CCAGUUUAAAACAAGGACAAAAAAAAAAGUUGUCGGGUGAACGAUAGAGAGAAAAAAACUGAAGCCGUCCCCUCCCCUCAGAACAGCGGGAGAGAGGGAGAGCGUGUGACAGAGGAAGAGAGUACCGACUGAGUGAGCGAGGGCUGCGCGUGAGGGAUAUCCCUCGGCACUUUCCCACUAAACCAGUGCAAAGUUGUUUUUGACGUUCCCGAGCAACUCACGAGAAAGUGUCACCGUGCGCUCUUUUUGGCACUAUAGAUUUGAGACUGAGAGCUGAAGACGAAACGACAGCAUGAUGUGCGGAUUUCUAUGCAGGCUUGGUGUGUUGUGGACGUGUGUGCUGACCGCGCUCUCCCAGUCCACGGCCCAGAAACCAGCUGUAGGGCGGCGCUCUCGGCAGGCAGAAGGGGAGGAGCUGGUGGGGGUGUGGUCUUCAUGGGGCGAGUGGGGGGAGUGUUCUCAGACCUGUGGCGUGGGCGUGUCUGAGAGAAGGAGGCAGUGCUCACCUCCUCCACAAGUCCCGCCUCAGACAUGGCCUGGCUCCGCCUACCUGCCCCCAGGUGUUCCAAAUCACUCCCCUGUCAUCUCAGCACUCCGCCCCUACCUCCCCUCCAUCUACCCUGGAAAUGAUCUGCCCCACUAUGGAGGGGUAGGCGGGGGCACCAGGCAGCCAUUGUACCCCCCUGUCCAGCCGGCCAAUUCCAACACUGGAUUACCUCUCUACCGCAGUGACCCGGUAGUGGGCGGGCCAAGCCAGCCCAGCCAGCCCAAUCACGCGGCUCCUUUCUAUCCGCCAGCCAAUCAGGACCCGGCGUCUGUUUAUCGCCCUUCGUCGUACCCAUCAUCAGGGUCCUCGCCGGCACUUAGUUAUGGCCAAUCAGGACGGGCAUCCAGGCGACCACCAAAUCACGGGCCAGGCAGGUCUGGAGGGGGCGGGAGCAGGAGGUCAGUGCCCAAUAAUCGGGACUCUUUGUCUUACAGGAGGUCCAGUCCCCACAUUCGUCCGGGGCAGUUUGGCUACGGCAGAGUGCCCUUCUCUCUGCCGCUGCAUCGGCCCAGUCGCCACACGCGCCACACCCGUCGCCACGGCAACAACACUGCCACGCCCGCCGCGGAAUCCGAGGGGGAGGGGCUUCCCUUGAGCGAGGAGUCGCACGAGAGGAGAGGGGCGGGGCUGAGCGUCAGGGGCCACAGAGAGAGGAAAGAGGAGAGGAGGAGGAGACAGGAGAAGGAGAAGGAGGAGGAGGAGGAGGAGGAGGGAGGGAGCGAGAGAGCGGCCACCAGCUCCACGUCCGCAGCUCCAGCCCGAACCAGCCGACCCGACGACAGCGAGGGGUCACGGAGGACAGGCCUGAGUGCGCACGCUCGCUCGUACGCGCACGCGGCGGACACACACAGGCCCACGCACACUCUCACAGACACACACCAGCAGCAGCAGCAGCAGCAGCGCCAUCACGGAGACCGGCCUGGAGCUGGCGCACCUGUCUACCCGCCCCAGAGGCACACACCUGGGCAGGUGCCCGCGGACAGGCAGGUGAGCCGCCGGCCCCGGCCCCCCUACGGCCUCCCGCUGCACCAGCCCUCCCCGCCCCAGUCCCCAGCCGCUGCGGCCCCCCCCAACCACCACCCCCACCCUGAUGUGUGGCAGCCCCCACAGCACGGCCUCGGCGGGGGCAGCUGGAGCCCUCAUCUGCCCCAGGGCAACUACAAAUGCCCCGGCAAGGAGUUGGAGCACCGCAGGUGUGCCGGAGAGUGUGUGUGUGUGUGUGUGUAUAUGUGUGUGUGUGUGUGUGUGUGUGUGUGUGUUCCAGUGGGUACAGAGCAGCAGUGUGAGCUGACCUGCAGGCCAGUGGGAUAUCGGUUCUAUGUGCGGCAGGCGGAGAGGGUGAAGGAUGGAACGCCGUGUGUCAACAGCACCACCAACGAUGUGUGUGUGGGAGGACGCUGCCUGACCGAGGGGUGUGAUGGUGUGCUGGGGUCAGGUCAAGUCAGAGAUAAGUGUGGUGUAUGUGGCGGCCACGACGGCUCCUGUCAGAGAGUGACCGGAAGUUUCCAGAACACCAGCGUUCCCCUGGGUUACCACCGCAUCCUGGACAUUCCCGCAGGGGCCACCGCUAUCAACAUCACAGAGCGUAGCGCCAGUCCCAACUACCUGGCUCUGCGCAGUGGUACUGGUCAGUCUGUGGUGAAUGGCCGCUGGGCAGUGGAUCCCCCUGGAGAGUACCAGGCAGGGGCCACCUUCUCCUAUGCACGGCCUAAGGCAGGGCCUGAGGGCCGGGGAGAGGACCGGGGAGAGACCCUUACAGCGCCAGGACCUACCACCACCUUACUGCAGCUGUUUAUCAUUUUCCACAAGCAGAACCCGGGGAUUGACUAUGAGUACUACAUCCCAGUGGAGCAGAAGGGAGACGGAGAGAGAGGGAGGGCGCCACUCCGAGAGAUUAGUGCUCUCACAGUCACCUCCGAGGUCCCCAUCCCUGCUCCCCCCAUCUCCUCCUCCCCCUCCUCUCCUGCCAGAUGGACACCCGACAGGUCCCGCCCACGUGGUUUAGCACCCAAUCGUAAUGCUCGAAUUCCCCCACGCACCGAUAUACCAUUGGACAACCAGCCAACAUUCAUAUGGAAGAAGGGCCCGCUGACAGACUGUUCUGCUUCCUGCGGAAAAGGGUCCCAGCACAGGGUCAUUGUUUGUGUGAACCGUCACACAGAACAGGAAGUCCCUGAGAGGAGGUGUGACUCAGCUUCCAAACCCCUUCUAGAGGAAGAGCCCUGCAACGUGCACCCAUGCCCCCCAUUCUGGGAGGCGGGCUCCUGGUCGGACUGCAGUGUGACGUGUGGCAGGGGCAUUCAGCAGCGGCAGCUGCAGUGUCGGCUGAGCUUCGGUAACCGCACCACCAUGGUGCACCCCCAGCGUUGCGCCAGCCUCCCCCGGCCCAACGCCACCCAGCCCUGCCAGCUCAAAGUCUGCUCCCAGUGGGAAGUCAGCUCUGACUGGAGCUCCUGCUCAGUGGAUUGUGGAAUGGGGAAGAGGACUCGGAAUGUUCGCUGUGUGAGUAACCAAGGCGACAUUAUGAGUGACGGUGCAUGCAAUGCCAGACUCCGCCCACAGAGAAGUGAAGACUGUCACAUGGGGCCGUGUGUCACCAACUGGUACUUCACGGAUUGGACAAACACUUGUUCAGCAGACUGCGGUCCAGGCAUCCAGCGGAGGGAGGUGGUGUGUCUGACACGUGGGCGUGGCCGAGAAGGCGGCGGGACUGGCGACUGUGUCGGGGAGAAACCUCGCGACAUGAAGGCCUGCAACGGGGGACCCUGUCAGCCCACAGCCAUGUGGUUCACUGGACCAUGGGGACAGUGCAGUUCACCAUGUGGAAACGGAACCCAGCGAAGAGACCUCAUCUGUGUCCAGAAGAUUGGGAGCGAUUAUACUAUGACAGCAGCUAGCCAGUGUGCGCACCUGGAAAAGCCUUCCCCAGUGCAGACCUGCGAGCUGUUCCCCUGUCAACCGCAGUGGUUCACCACAGAAUGGAGUGCGUGCUCUCGCACCUGUGGCGAGGGAAAACAGGUCAGGGAGGUACGGUGUCUCAGCCCAGACAAACAGCACAGUUUGGACUGUGAAGAAGACACCAAACCACCACAGGAGCAAGACUGCAAUAUUAUACCUUGCAGUCCACUAGUUGCAGAUGAGAACUGCAGAGACGUUCGUCAUAACUGCAUGAUGGUGGUCCAGGCACGCUUGUGUGUCUACUCCUACUACAAGACGGCCUGCUGCGCCUCAUGUACCCAGAGUGCUAUGCGGGCCAAAAGACACUGACCUGAGCAGCAGCAGAGGUCCACCCAUUACCCACCCACCCGCAGGGGGCCGGUGGAGGAGUGCAAGCCAUGCUGUGAUUGGCCACGGACAGUACUUCAUGCCUGAGCUCGACCAAUCACAGACUAGAACAGGUAUAAUCCCCAGGAGAUAGCCAAUCAUAAACCUGCUUGGUGGGAGUGACUCCCAGCAAAAGUGCAGACGGAGGAUUAGUUUACCUUUACCCCAAUGCCCUCACCUUUCACCCCAGGCUACGAGCCAGCGCUGGGCCCAGACCUACGACCUUUCUGACACCUAUACAAAUCCAGUGUCAUAUCUGAUGCCUAUAUGACACCUAUACAAAUCCAGUGUCAUAUCUGAUGCCUAGCUGACACCUAUAAAAAACCAGUGUCAUAUCUGAUGCCUGUCUGACACCUAUACAAAUCCAGUGUCAUAUCUGAUGCCUAUCUGACACCUAUACAAAUCCAGUGUCAUAUCUGAUGCCAAUACAAACCAAGUGCCAUAUCUGUGUGACGCCUAUACAAACCUUGCAAUCAAGCAGAUAUGCACAUUGUCAGUAUGUGCAACGUUUUUUGUACUUGUAUAUGUAUAUUUGUAUAUGCCAAAAAAACAAGCAGUUGUUUUCUGUGUAGGUUAGAUUGUAGGUCAUCCAGAAAGCAAAACAAACAAGCAAAUAUUAAAAAAGUUCAAUAAGAAUAAAUAACUGAAUGUAGACUUCCCCUCUACUGGAUAAAACUCAGAACUUAAACUGUUUUGAGCAGUUUUUCUUCCCAUUUAAUUGAAUGUAAGUAACCCCCCCCCCCCCCCCCCCCCCCGCCACCCCAUCAACUUAAAAACACUUAAGGAAUAGCGUGCCAAAAACAGAGCAAUGCUAAUCUUUAAAGGGAUAUUCCACAUUUGGGGAAAUACACUCAUUUUCCACCUCCCCUUGAGUUAAACAAUUGAGUUUUACCUUUCCCCAGUUCAUCCAGCCGUUCUCUGAG
Molecule: messenger RNA, 4794 nt
Organism: Alosa sapidissima (American shad)
Lineage: Eukaryota; Metazoa; Chordata; Actinopteri; Clupeiformes; Clupeidae
Gene: adamtsl4
Product: ADAMTS-like 4
Biological process (GO): extracellular matrix organization
Cellular component (GO): extracellular matrix
Molecular function (GO): metalloendopeptidase activity
Source: RefSeq, a predicted model, not a curated record